Messenger RNA from Exaiptasia diaphana, 3001 nucleotides. RefSeq lists its product as uncharacterized. The record is from RefSeq and is a predicted model, not a curated record. Gene Ontology annotation, biological process: lipid metabolic process. The coding region runs from base 88 to 2493 and encodes 801 amino acids. The transcript has 5 exons. Lineage: Eukaryota; Metazoa; Cnidaria; Anthozoa; Actiniaria; Aiptasiidae.
UGAAAGUAUUCAACAUAGUCACGGCUAAACUCUCUGCUGCUUGAUUUGAUUAAAGAAGUGCUACUUGAGCAAUUAUCUUAGUUCAAAAUGGCUUCACCAAGUGAUCAUAAAACUGGUGUAGCGUUUUCAGGCGGUGGAGUCCGAUCAGCAGCCUUCUGUUCUGGUGUUCUACGAAGAUUACUACAAAAGAGAGUCGCCAUCGACUAUUUGAGUAGCGUGUCUGGUGGUGGAUAUACAGCCGCGUCGUACAUGGAAUGGAAAUACCGUCACGGCAAAAAGGACGAUCCAGCUUGGCACAAAGAGUACUUUGAGAAUUUACGAAAGUAUGCUAACCCGUUAUGUGAUUGCUUCAAUCCUCUCCGUGGAAUUGUGGAUUGUGUUGUGUUGCUGCUUGCUCUUCUGUUUCUAUCCGUUGGACUUUCCCUGCUUAAAGCCUUCUCGUUUGUAGUUCCCAUCACCUYCAUCAUUGARCUCUUUUUUGGUGACAUUCUUCGGAACCAAUUUACRUGCCGUAAAGCGAAUAAUAAUAGCACAAUCGAAGGGAUUCCUAAAGCUAAACUACUUAAACUAUGUCUGCCAAGAUUUGGCCCUAAAAUGCAGGAUAUGCUCGAGAUAAUCCUACCCAUGCUUCUUUUGUUUUUACUUUURUACUAUCUCGCCACAGUUAUACAACGACGAACAAUGAAGUACUUGUUUACCUUCCUCUAUCGCGUAUCAGGAUUUGGAUUUGCUAUGAUUUUUCUCCCUUGGUUUUUGGAAAUGUAUGAAUACGUGACACCGCCGUGGGCCAAUUAUUUUUUUGUUGGUUUGGUGUUUGUASUUUGGAUUGUGUUUCCUUCCAUGAGAGACGGAGCUUUUAUAGUUCUUGUCAUCUUAGUGUACGCUUACUUUGUUAAGUGGACAGUCUUUAAGACUACUUUAGSUGGUAUAGAAUACACGGAUGAUCUGUACUGGGUAAUGGUUUGGAUAUCAGCAGUACUUUUGUGGAUUCUUCCGUACCUUGGAGUAUUGCAAAUGUAUGGUUCUCAUCUUUUCGUUGAAUGGAGACUGACAAGGGCGUAUUUUUCUCCUGAGAGCAAAGCGGCGUGCUGUUGGUCCACUAAAAAUGAAAAGCCUUUAACCUUGGCGAACCUGAAGGGCAUGCAACCAGACUACAAAUCCAACGCAACAGUUAAUAACUGGAGCAAAACAGGCGCCCAAUCUGAAAAGGACUACGAGGUUCUCACCUUCUCCCCCACCGUCAUCGAGAGGAUAGAUCUCAAAAAAGAUGAAGUAGAGUUUAUGAGAUCAGAGGGAUUUAUUAAACCGAAAGACAUUCGACUUUCUUCUGCUAUGACAACAUCUGCUUCAGCUAUCGCUUAUGACGAUGGACAAUUGCAAGAUUCCAAUAAAGCUUCCCGUGAGAUAAGAGUUGUUCUUGGAUUGGGAAUAGGAAACAAUUUAGUGGCACAGACAGGAAUCACUAAAGUAUGGAUGCCAGGGGUUGUUACCUUCCUGGUUCAACUAAUCUGGUUGAUUGCAAUUCCCACUGCACUGUACAUUGGAACGGAAGACGACUCGACGUUAUGGAAAACUGUUAUUAUGAUACUGAUUGUGUCAUAUUUUGUCGUUUUUGGUUUGAUUGCUAUAAUACCAGCAGGAAGUAAAGGAUGUUGUGGGAUAUUAACCAGGUGGUCUAUCAUCAAUAUCUUCAACGUAAGGCUCCUAAGGACGCUGUUCGACAUUACUGAUGUUGGACCCACACCCCCUCCAGUCUUGGCACUAAGUGACGGUGGUCAUUCUGAGAACCUGGGACUGCUUGCAUUGUUCAAACUCCGUCUACCACGUAUCGUGGUCGUGAAUGGAGGUGACUUGGAAAACGGUGGGAAUUAUGCCACUGAUCUUCUUCUGACUUUGCAGCAAGCUCGGGAGAAGUUACGUUGCUCUUUCACCGGACUCAGUGGUCGUGAUAUUAUCGAGGAUAUUCGCGAUCAUUUUGUAGAAAAGGAAAAAGGAGAACAACCGAGGAGUUAUCGAUUUAAAGUGCAGUAUUACCACAAAGAUGAUUUUGAAAAUAAGUGUGUUGGCGAAGGCGAGGUUUUGAUGUUAAUGCCAAGARACCCAGACGAUGGAAUGAGUCAAUUCCAAGAUUACAAAUGGAGUGAUUUUGAUGGUGACGUCAAACUAGACUUGGACGAGUCACUUUGGGGACCAGGACCAGCUUUAAAGGCCGCUGAAGUUGAUCGUUUGUCAGGUUGCUGCUGUGAAUGCUGCCAUUCCAAGCGUGCCAGUGACAUCCUAAGUCCUUUUAUGGGUGGAUUUCCUUUCCAUUCAACGGUAAACCAGUUGUUCACGUCCUCACAGCACACCGCUUACCACAGAGAAGGCUAUCACGCAUGCGUAGAYGCUAAAGCAGUUGACUUUCUUAACAAAUAUCAAAGUGUCGAAAUUAUUACUAGCCAACCACAAGGCACUGGCGUCCAAACCACUUUGAUAGACGUUACCGGAGUUUAAAAGGKCAAUUUAUGGUACAAAGCCAUUACUCGAACUAAGAAUUGCUAUGGAAAAAGAAACUGAUACGUAAAAUAUUGAAAGUUUGGUAAAUAGUAAAUAGCCGAUUUGCAAUUUCUCCUCAGCAGUCAAACAUAAAAGAAUCAAGACGAGGCACCGUACAUAAACCUCAGUCGGAUCGUGAAAAACUCACUUUGUCUUUUCACGGUUGACAGAGCUGUAUGCACGCCAUCUUGUCUUGAUUUCUUUGUGGAAGCCCUACAGAGGCAAAAUUUGCAAGUCGGUUAUUCAAAAGCUGUAGUAGCGCUAUUUGUCUAGUCAGUUUAGAGUUAAGAUCCACCCGGUUGUAACGACUACAUUGGCUCAUGCUGUUCCUGCUGACGAUGUGGUGUCUARGCAAUACUAUCGCAGUGAUUUAAAGUAUUGGGCCAACGUUUUUUUUUAUAGCAGUGUAUAAAUAGUUGUAAAAUAGGCAAGUCAACAAAAGAAUUGAUUAGCCAUAUAAAGUUCA